UAUUGCCCGGGAAAUUUUGCCCGGGGAAUACAAACAAACACGCGGGUUCGUGACUGUCUUGAUUAACUCAAGAGGCUCGGACUCUGCUCCGUUAACCGAAGCAACCUCGACUUUUAUCUGUUAAAAUGCCUGCAACCUCUGAAAUGCACACCGAGGGGGUGCGGAGAGAUGCCGCCUCUCGGACGGACGAGAAGCCUGCAGUGGAGAAAGAGGAGAAGAAGUUCGGCUUUCUGUGUGAUGAACGCGGAUAUUUGAGUCUAGCGGAGCACAUCAUGGAGCACGGCUGCAGGAAGGGAGACCGAACCGGGACAGGAGUCCUGUCUUUGUUCGGAGCUCAAGUCCGAUACAACCUACGAGACCAGUUCCCAUUAUUGACAACUAAGAGAGUUUUCUGGAAAGGCAUCCUGGAGGAGUUGUUGUGGUUUAUUAAGGUGACGACGAUGGGGAAACCCCCUCUUGAUUCUUCAUUUUUCUAUGUUUCACCAGGGCUAACGAGGCUGUUGCAUUUGUUUUGUACGACGCAGGGAUCAACAAAUGCCAAGGAGCUGUCAGAGAAAGGAGUGAAGAUCUGGGAUGCCAACGGGUCCCGUGACUUCCUGGACAACCUGGGCUUCACAGAGAGGGAGGAGGGGGAUCUGGGACCUGUGUAUGGUUUCCAAUGGAGGCACUUUGGUGCAGAGUACAAGGACAUGCACACAGAUUACACAGGACAAGGUGUCGACCAGCUACAAAACAUCAUCGACACCAUCAAGAAAAACCCGGAAGACCGACGGAUCAUCAUGUGCGCCUGGAACCCCAAAGACCUCCCCAUCAUGGCGCUGCCCCCCUGCCAUGCCCUCUGUCAGUUCUACGUCUGCGACGGGGAGCUGUCCUGUCAGCUGUACCAGCGCUCCGCCGACAUGGGUCUGGGCGUGCCUUUCAACAUCGCCAGCUACGCACUUCUCACCUACAUGAUUGCACACAUUACGGGACUCAAGCCCGGUGACUUUGUCCACACUCUGGGAGACGCUCACGUCUACCUCAAUCACAUCGAACCUCUGAAAGUGCAGCUCCAGAGGGAGAUUCGCCCUUUUCCAACACUAAAAAUCAAGAGGCAAGUGGAAAGCAUUAAUGACUUCCAGGCAGAGGACUUUGAGAUCUGCGGCUACAACCCACACCCCACCAUAAAGAUGCAGAUGGCCGUGUGAGACCUGAAAUUGGCCGUGUGUGCCUUUUAAACUUAAGACUGUGGUUCCCACCAGGCUGUUUUGCCUAAUUUAGGGGGAAAAUUGUUCUUUUGCUCCAGAAGAUGUUUUCUACUGUUUGUUGGUUCUUGACUAUCUUUUUUUCCUUUCCUGUAUUAUAACU
Messenger RNA from Poecilia latipinna (sailfin molly), 1347 nucleotides. It is a transcript of the gene tyms, whose product is annotated as thymidylate synthetase. The coding region runs from base 126 to 1187 and encodes 353 amino acids. The transcript has 6 exons. Gene Ontology annotation, cellular component: cytosol; mitochondrion. Gene Ontology annotation, biological process: dTMP biosynthetic process. Gene Ontology annotation, molecular function: thymidylate synthase activity. The record is from RefSeq and is a predicted model, not a curated record. NCBI's taxonomy places the organism in Eukaryota, Metazoa, Chordata, Actinopteri, Cyprinodontiformes, Poeciliidae.